GUAGCAUCUGGAGCAAUGUAUGACAGAGUACAUGAGCUGAUAUUCACUGACAAACGUCAGCGUUACACGCUGAUGCUGUUUCGGGUGGCUAAGGAAUCGCAUGUUUCCUCAAAUAAACAACUAUACACAGAUAUAUAUAAUCCGCGAAUUGUAUUUUGGACUGCGUGUGCUUGCUGUACACUCUGGGUUGUACACGCCCAUGCAUGUGACGGGAGGGCCCGAGAGGUGAUGGCAUGAGACGAGAGGCUCCAGGCUGCAGCCAUACCCGUCUCACAAGUCGAUGUCGUGUGGAGUCUGUCCCCGGAGCAGCGUCUUCCCCAAUGUUGGUGCGGUGGUUCCUGCUUCUGCUCGGGACUCUGUCCACACAGGCCGACUUGUUCCAGUUCGACAGCAUCACCAACGUCUCCUCUUACUAUUUUAAUUACAUUUAUUGUAACAUAUGGGAGGGGGAGUGUCAGCCCAGCCAAGACGAUGCUUCACAGCAAGUUCCCAGCAGAGAACUGUGGGCAGGUUUUCCUCAGGACUACAUCAGUGUGCUGCAUCAGUGGUACUGUAGCCUGGGCCAGUGCUGCGAGUCUGGAGACUGUAGGGUAACCAACAACAUCACAGGUCUGGCACGGGACCUUCAAACAAAGCUCCAUGGGCAGCACCUUGCUCAGUCUGUGGUCCUGAAAGCCAUCCAGGGUUUUAUCAUCGACCCAGAGUCCAACAAGCCACUCACCCUCUCCUUCCAUGGCUGGUCUGGCACUGGCAAGAACUUUGUGGCCCGGAUCAUCGCUGAUAACCUGUAUCGUGACGGGGUCAAGAGUGAGUGCGUGCGCUUGUUCAUUGCCCCGUUCCACUUCCCACACGCCAGGCUUGUGGACACAUACAAGGGCCAGCUGCGGGAAGCCAUACGGGACAUGGUGUUGCGUUGUCCUCAGACUCUGUUCAUCUUUGACGAGGCUGAGAAGCUUCACCCGGGCCUCAUCGAUGCCAUCAAGCCUUACAUGGAUCACUAUGACAAUGUUGAUGGGGUUAGCUACCGGAGAGCCAUCUUCCUCUUCCUCAGUAAUAUUGGUGGUGCAACAAUCAAUGAUGUAGCCCUGGAUUUUUGGCACUCUGGUCAAAACCGAGAGGACAUCGGUAUGGAAGACCUGGAGCAUCGACUUCGAACUGAAACUAUGGAAUCUCAAGGUGGGUUUGCGCAGAGUGAGUUGAUGUCUGGUCACCUGAUCGACUUCUAUGUGCCCUUCUUGCCCCUGGAAUAUCGCCAUGUGAAGCUUUGUGCACGAGAUGCCUACAUAGCCCGAGGUCUGGAGACAGAUGAAGCUACGCUGGAUGAGGUGGCUAAGGCGAUGCUGUAUGUCCCUAAAGAGGAGAGACUUUUCUCAGCCCAGGGAUGCAAGUCUGUACCCCAGAGGAUCAACUUCUUUCUGCCCUAG
Solea solea (common sole) is the source of this 1424-nucleotide messenger RNA. RefSeq names its product torsin family 3, member A (gene tor3a). The record is from RefSeq and is a predicted model, not a curated record. Gene Ontology annotation, molecular function: ATP hydrolysis activity; ATP binding. The transcript has 6 exons. The coding region runs from base 234 to 1424 and encodes 396 amino acids. Gene Ontology annotation, cellular component: nuclear envelope; endoplasmic reticulum lumen. Lineage: Eukaryota; Metazoa; Chordata; Actinopteri; Pleuronectiformes; Soleidae.